Molecule: messenger RNA, 498 nt
Organism: Aspergillus calidoustus
Lineage: Eukaryota; Fungi; Ascomycota; Eurotiomycetes; Eurotiales; Aspergillaceae
Source: the annotation of a GenBank genome assembly
AUGACCGUCACCCUACACGGCCUCUGCUACGAGACCCUCCCCUCGCAUCCCGUCUCAACAGCCUGCGACGGGGAAUGGACUAGCAUAGCCACAACAACAACGACCGUAUCAACAACCUACAUGCUCAACGGCACAACACGCACGGGCCAGGUUGUGAUUCCCGCGACAGACUCAGUGUACCCGUUGCCUAUAACGGCGCCGACAACGACGUUCGCUGCCGAGGAGACGGGUGAUCUUGUUGCUGUUAGGAUGCAGGGCGUACUUGUUCUCAUGCACCGGGAGAGUGAUAUCGAUGUUGGUUCUACGGACAGCGACGAGGCUACCGGGAGUGAGAGUGAGAGCGAGGAGCCGGGGGAGGAGGUCGGGGAUACUACGGAGGCGAAUGUGGCGAUUGCCAGGUUUUAUACUGGGGCGAGCCACUGGGGUCAGAUUUGGGGGAUGUUGGGGGUACUGGGAGUUUCGGCUUUGCUUGGGGUUGGGCUGCUUGUGCAUGUGUAG